AUGAGGAUCAGCCACAGGACGCACCAUCAGAACCAUGGCCACAUCGACAAGGACGAGUCAUGGCACCCGAUCACCGAGAAUGUGUACAAGGAGAUGGAGCCAAGCACCAAGAAGCUACGCUUCUCGCUGCCGUACCCGCUCCUGGCUUUCCCUGUCUACCUCUGGUACAGAAGCCCGGGCAAGAACGGCUCGCAUUUCAACCCAAGCAGCGAUUUGUUCAGCCCCAGGGAGAGGCUUGACGUUAUCGUCUCCACCACUUGCUGGUUCACGAUGAUCGCGCUGCUCAUCGCCAUGGCGUGUGCGUUUGGGCCGGUGCCGGUGCUCAAGCUCUACGGGGUUCCAUAUGCUGUGUUUGUGAUGUGGCUCGAUUUGGUGACGUACCUUCACCACCAUGGUCACCAGGACCUCCCUUGGUAUCGCGGCGAGGAAUGGAGCUACCUCCGUGGUGGCCUGACGACCGUGGACCGGGACUAUGGAUGGAUCAACAACAUCCACCAUGACAUUGGCACUCAUGUCAUCCACCACCUCUUCCCUCAAAUACCUCACUACCACCUAGUAGAAGCAACCAAGGCAGCAAGGCCAGUACUGGGAAGAUAUUACCGCGAGCCAGAGAAGUCAGGUCCACUGCCACUUCACCUCUUCCAUGUCCUCCUCAGGAGCUUGAGAGUCGAUCACUUCGUAAGCGAUGUUGGAGAUGUUGUCUUCUACCAAACUGACCCAAGCUUGAAUGGUGAUAACUGGGCGAAAGAUGGCAAGCACAAGUGA
This is a messenger RNA of Triticum turgidum subsp. durum (durum wheat), 765 nucleotides long. NCBI's taxonomy places the organism in Eukaryota, Viridiplantae, Streptophyta, Magnoliopsida, Poales, Poaceae. The record is from the annotation of a GenBank genome assembly.